Molecule: messenger RNA, 6651 nt
Organism: Venturia canescens
Lineage: Eukaryota; Metazoa; Arthropoda; Insecta; Hymenoptera; Ichneumonidae
Gene: KrT95D
Product: phosphofurin acidic cluster sorting protein KrT95D
Exons: 12
Coding region: 27-2672 (881 amino acids)
Biological process (GO): protein localization to plasma membrane
Source: RefSeq, a predicted model, not a curated record
GGGGUGGUUAUCGAUAAAAACGAAAAAUGGCGGAACGUAUGAGGGUGACGACGGCUCCAGCGGUUAACCGGCCUGUACCAAUGAAGCUCUUUGCCACCUGGGAAGUCGACGGAACCCCACCGAAUUGUAUACCCAGGCUGUGCUCACUGACCCUCUCAAGGCUCGUGAUACUUCGACCGCUGGGCUCGGACCUCGCCUCGAUAAGCAUCGCCGUAAAAAUGCAGAGCUCCAAGAGGACUUUGAGAUCGAACGAGAUGGCGGUACCCUCCGGCGGGAUGCUCGACACGGAAUUGGAGCUCCAAUUCGCACUCCAGUAUCCUCACUUUCUCAAACGUGACGGGAAUAAACUUCUCGUUUUAUUGCAAAGACGAAAAAGAUACAAAAAUCGUACGAUGCUCGGGUACAAAACGCUCGCCGAGGGUGUCAUAAACAUGGCACAGGUACUGCAAAAGCAGAUGGACGUCGAGCUCGAGCUGAUUUCGGACAAGGCCGAGAAGUACGGCGGUCACUCGGUCGUUUUGGCUCGCGUAAGCGUUGUCGCAUUGAGUUCUCAACCGGUCGACCACGAUAAGAGGCUGGCCAACGAUCCCAGCGAAAGACUGUGUCCGGAAUUCAGCGACGAGGAGGAAGAGUUCAGUUCCGAGGGCGAAGCGGAGGGAAGCGACAGCGAGCCGACCCUCGAAGUUCACAGGCGAAAAAGCCGAGGAAAAAUACCAACGAACGCGAGACAAAGAAAUUUGAAACAAAAAUUUAUUGCUCUCCUCAAGCGCUUCAGGGUGUCGGAGGAAUUGGAGCACGAUCAGGAAGAAAUCGGACAAAAGUUGUCGGCAGGUGGCGAUAUGGAGAUUGAGGAACUUUUCGACGAGCUCGAAGAUCUUUCGGACAGCGGUCCCGAGCUGGACACGAUGUCGGUUAGCAGCACGCCGAAACCUUCUCUACGUCCGUUCUUCAGCUCGAGUCGAUCGCUUCUGGCACCACCAAACACCGUAGUUACCAGAGAGGAGAGCGGAACGAAUUCGACGACGAAUACGACCCCGACGUCCGCAAUAUCGGCGGCGGCGACGACGACCUCAACCCCGGGAACGACGACCUCGACGAUAGGCCAAUCGCCGAUGAGCCAACCAAUCAAAGACAAAUCCCGAGUGGGACACACGACUCCAGAACGCGGAGCGGACCGACAGAGUGACGACAGUUCGAGAAGAGCCGACAGUGACUCGCAUCCGGAAAAUUGGACCGAUCACGAAGCCAACGAUGCGACACCCAGCACCGUCGCUGGAUCUCCUCCCAAAAGCGAACAACAACAACAACAACAACAAACUUCCGACCGACGCAGCAAACUUUUCGCUCGAGAUCGUCCCAGCCCCGGUAGCAAUAAAUCUAAAAAACACAGUCUGAGCGUCGACCUCAAACCGUCUCAUCCGGAUCUCAACAACGCAGAACCGAGGAAGGCGUUGGUCGAACAGUUGACGCGCGUUUUACCGGACGACAACUUGCCGGAGGCAGUAGCUUUGAUCUCAUUGGCGGAUCCAGGAGGCGCCGUAUUGGCAGCAAGGCUCCAAGAGCGAAAUCACCGAGUGCUAACGACAGCAUCACCGGCCGAUAUUCGAGCGACGUUUACCUGUCUCGUGGCGCGGAUACAAAAAUUCUGCAACAGCUCGGCGAAGCCACCCGCUCCGAUAAAGGUCGUUAUAGCUGGUGGCGAUGGUUUCGUGAACGCAGUUCUUCGUCACUACGUAGAUCUUUUGAGCUUCAAACCACCGGAUUGGCAGAAUUAUUUACGAUUUCUAAUAGUACCCUUGGGCUCGAACAGCCUCUCCAAAUAUCUGGCUUCAAUCGACGGCCAAUACUCAAUUCUCUUCGGUGAUGAGUGGAAAGAACUUUUGGAACGAGAACCGAGCGGGGCGAGCGAAGGUGCUGCCAGGGUUUCCGAGUAUCUUGCGACGGCGGGGCCGACUCUACCGUUGCCAAUUGCCGAGGCAAUGGUCACGUACAGGGAAACGGACGACAGCAGCCAAAUUUUCAUCCCUUUUGUAAAUGACGUUCGCGUAGGAUGUCCGGAUGGCAGCGCAUCGGCCUCAGUUGAUCUCGAGGAAGGUGGGACAACCGCCGGUGGUGGUUCCUCGAUUGUUUCGGGUUCGCCUCCCUCUCUUCCACCUCCGAGUUUGCCGAUUCCACCACCCGGAAGGUUAACACCUCCGAGUAGUCCAAACGUGAGUCAACCUCGAGACGCUUGGGAGCCCGUUGAGCUUCAACUCGACUAUUGGAGCAGACCAGCCCUUGGUGAAAAAGGAAAGAACACGCUUCGCCAAGCUUUUCGGGCACUCCACGUUCAAAGAUUGCCAAGCCUCGGCGAUACUCCAAACUCUUAUCUCUCUAUGAAUUAUACGACUAAGGAGAAGAAGCAAAAGAGUGAGUUUCCCCUUAUGAGAUUGGGCAAAAAGAAGGAAAAAGAAAAGGAAAAUGAGCCCAAGAGCCAAACCGUCGAUGGCGUCACGCGUCUCAUCUGUUCGGCCAAGACACACAACAUUCCACUGAGAGUAAGUAUCGAUGGGACAGAGUGGUAUGGAGUUAAAUUCUUCCAACUUUCGGCGCAAUGGCAGACGCACAUCAAGACGUUUCCGGUGGCCAUGCUCGAUUACAACCCUCUCCAGCUUGCUCCAAAUUUAACAUAAAAUCUACGCUUUCGUCGCCGCGAAGACUCGUCUCCUUCCUCAAUGUUUCGGUAACGAUACGAUUUGAAUCUUCUAUUACUCAAGCAAUAGAAAAAUAAUAGUAAUGUCGAGCGAAGGUCGAUUAGGAGCGUGACGAAAUUUAGAAAACCCAUGUUAGAUUCGAUUCCCUUAUUAUUUUUUAUUUUAUUUGAAUAAUUGUUUAUUUUUAUCAAUUCGUCCUAGACCGAUUGAGAUUUGUAUAUAUAUAUAUAUAUAUAUUUUCUCUUCUUUCUAUCCUUCGCCCCCUGUUUGAUUAUUAUCCAAAGAUUACUCUUCCCGGUUUCUCCGUAGAAAUCCAAUUUCUCUUCCGUAGAAAUUUUCCCUUUUUUUUCACGCGCCCAACGACCGACUCGUUUCGUUGGGGAGCCCGUUGUUUUUUUAGUUUACUUUUUUAUCUCAUUCCCGCUUCAUACUUUCUACGAAUCUGAUAUUCGUUGGAGCAUCUCGCUCAGAUGUUUCGACUAAGAGCUGUACGUAAUGCGAAGCAUUCCAGUCCCACGAGAGUGUUGCCACAAAAUAUUACGAGAAUAAGCGCAUAGCGCAAAAAUAAGAAACAAACAUGACACGCUCAACGUUCUCGAACGCGCUCUGUAAAUUGGUUCAUUGAGAUUUUUCAAUAACUUUUAGAAUUCUUGCUAAAGCGAAUAUAUCAAGACGAAAAAUACUAAUUAUCAAAAAAAAAAAAUGUAGAGAGUGAAAAAUACGGGGAAAGAGUUUUAGACUGCUAUUCUCGAGCGACGUAGACGUCGCUAUGACUGCCUAAUGCCAAAUUCAUUAUAAUCCGCUCGCGUUUUAUCGAAAUUUCUUUCAAGAUUCUUAGGUAAUGCUCAACUUUCGACGCUCCCAUCUUUUGUGUGUAAUACUGCACUCCUCUGACGGAAGACAAGCCAAGCGGCUUGUUCGAUUCAUAUAGAUUUUUAUCGAUGAUUUCACCACUGAUUUCCCUUUCAAACUUGUUGAAUUGACAUUCUGUUUUAUAUUUUUUACUCUCUCUCUCUCUCCCUUUCUAGUCUAUAAUGACAUUUAUAUUUAUUUUACUAGUCUUCAAUUAAUUGAUAAAGCAAUAUUACAACGAUGACGAAUCAAAGAAGAUAAAAGUCGCGUCUUUAACGCGUAAACUCGAUGUUCCAUUAUCGAGAAUAAGCCCUUCAUGCUAAACUCAUUAAUGCCGUUGUAAAGCCUCGACAGUUAGCAUCAAGUCGGAAUUGAUUAUUGACUAUGUCAUUGCGAUAACGAUUGUUAUUUUGAAAGAGAAAGUCUGCUCAUCAUUGCGAAAGAGUAUACACACUCAAGUUGUAUGAGUAACGCGAAAGCUGCCAUUUCAUCCGUACGAAUACUCGAUCGCUGUAUGUACUACUCUCGAAAGUUUUGCCCCGUUGGCGAUUUAUAUUCCCUCUGGAAUCUGUUCUCGCUAAUCAUAUCCUAAUUAGUAUUAUUGACCAAUGGGAAAGAGAGUGAAGGGAAAAGACAUCAUUUAAAAAACUGAAUAUUAUUUUUAAAUUACCAAAUGAAUAUUGGAAUAUUCGAAGAUUAAUUGUAUCACGAUAUAAAAUUAAAUGCGUUGUCUCACAUUAUUUGUUAACAUUUUCCACCAUAAGAAUCCGAAUUCACAAAUGUAAAAUUAGACUUUUUUCAUUUCAAUUAUUCUGACUAUAUUAUUGCGUAUGAGACGAACUUGUGAGCCCAUCAGCGAACAUGGCCUCGCGUGUACAUUCUUUUUAUAUUUUCGACAGUAUUUAAUGGUCGAUGUACAUACAGUGAUGUAUAACUUGUAAUUAUUUGCGAAUCAAGUUCCUCGUUCGAUUAGCGCAUUGAAGAUGUAGCCAUAGUUCGUUUACGAAAAUCGAGACAAUUGAUUUCAUACGAUUUUAACGAGCUUAGUCAUUUAGUAUCGCGUAUUACAAGCGUGCGAUACGAAAUUUUUCGUCUACGCGUCAUUGCUACCCAACUUAGUUCCAUAUCGUUUCAUGUCUUUGUUAUAAAUCUAAACUCUACACAAUCGACAUUAGUUCCGGAACGAUAUUACCGGAUUGCUGCUACAAGGCGAACUACAGCAGAAACUGAUAACUGAAAAUCGUCAAAGCAACAAUGAAAUGACGAUCGAAGCACAAUUAUCUCGUUUGGCUGAUGAAUUGUUAAAUUUUUUAUUUUAUACGCUUUGCAAACUUCAAUAAACUACAAUUGAAAACGCAUCUGUAUGCCAAUACAAUUAGUAUGAUUAUGGAAAUUGGAAACAAAGAGCGAUAUCAAGGGCCAGAUUAAUCCCUAAUUAAUAAAAUUAAUUUUACGAUGGGCUGACUUUCAUCGCCCAAGCUCAAAGCUUACAAUAAUUAAACACCUCACAUACCUGCGUACGAAAAAUAUACGUAAAUAUAUCUAUUUAUGUAAGGAUGUAUCGUAGGAAAGUGCAAGAAAAAUCGAACAAUGAAGAAUCUUUAUAAAAAACAUUAAUGAGAAUGAACGAGAGAGAGAGAGAGAGAGAGAGAGAGGAAUUGGCAGUUGUAUCUAAUGGUUUAUAGGGCUAGUCGUCUUUGCGGAAAGAUGUACCCAAAAACUGUAAAUAUACAUUCAGAAUCAUCAAUAAUGUAUAAUCGAAACGACAAAACACAAAUAUUAGAGAAUUUAAUUAGGGAAAGGCUGUUAAAUGUUGCAAAAGGAUAAAGGAUAAAAACGAUGAAAAAAGGGAGGUUCGCGCAAAAAAUUGAGAGGGACUGAAUAAAGCGAAAAGAAAAAAUAAAGCUUGUAUAAACAAGUACAAUAAAACAUACUUCGAGAUAGAUAAAUGUGAUUAAGGCUCAAAGGGUGAUGAAGCAUAUCGCACGGGAUCGUCGAAGGUUUAUUUCGCGAUUGAAAAUAAACAAAAUAUCCUAUUUUCUAGCCAAAAAGUUGGCUAGACCGAAUUGAAAUGUUAAUAAUUAAGUAUCUCGAUGUAAUAACGAGUUAUUGACGAAAAAUGACACGAUAAAAGGUUUUUUCCAGUGUAUCCAAUAGGACAGUUGUAAACAAAAUGAAACGAACGAAAAAAAAAGAAGAGAAAAACACGAGACAAAUGAAUUACGAAACCCCUUGUCAGGAACAGCGGGAAGGAAUAUCUUGAAAGUGCCUGCAAUAUGAAUUUUCGAAUGUUUUGAGAGCGACCCUCGCAUUAAAUUGUAAUGUGACAAAUAAAAAAAAAAAAUUAAAAAAAAAACACGUACGUUUACUGUCGAAGGGCAUUAGUACGUGAAAUAUCAAUUGACGCGAUAUAAUAUGCAUCAACAACGGCGACGAUCAUACGAGCGAAGAAGGCUAUAGACGAUCAAUUCGAAUCUCCAAACUGGAAAGCCUAUUUUAAUUCAACUCCCAAUUAUUUAUAUGACGAAUAUUGAAAAAAUAAAAAUACCUACAUGUGAUAUAUUAAUACUUUUUGACGUAAGAUUCCGAUGUCGGAUAUUAUUGUUGAUUAUGCUAGAAUUGAGUGUUGUGCCCUGGACUAUCCAAGUGCGCGACGAAAGAUUUGGAAAAAUAGUAUUUGUACAAAAACUUUGGGCGAUAAUGAGAGUGAGCGACAAUGUGGGCUCGUGUUCGCUUGUAUUCUACGAUGAUUGUACCAUUACACAAUAUUAUUAUAUUUUUCCUAUAUUGGAAAAAAGAAACAAUAAUGAAGAUUAUUUUGUGCGCUUGCGAGAGCGUAACAGCUUUCCGUUUUAUUUUUAUUUAUUUCUUUCGCCCGUCGCAAUAUACAAUUAGUUCAGGUAAUAGGGAAUGGAUGCGAAAACGAUUUAUCUCCGAAUCAAUAAGUCGAACACGGUACAUGUAUACAAAAGAUUGAAAAUACGAAAUGGAAUUUAAAUAAUUGGGUCGAAGAACGAGAAAAGCACGAAACGAGAACCAAGGCGUUAACAAUAAAUAAAAUAUGAUGUUGAUGUUUGUAAGCUUGAAAUAUAAAUGUAUCGCCGAA